Molecule: messenger RNA, 5263 nt
Organism: Phodopus roborovskii (desert hamster)
Lineage: Eukaryota; Metazoa; Chordata; Mammalia; Rodentia; Cricetidae
Gene: Nlrp12
Product: NLR family pyrin domain containing 12
Exons: 10
Coding region: 98-3262 (1054 amino acids)
Biological process (GO): cellular response to cytokine stimulus; negative regulation of canonical NF-kappaB signal transduction; negative regulation of inflammatory response
Cellular component (GO): cytoplasm
Molecular function (GO): protein binding
Source: RefSeq, a predicted model, not a curated record
UCUCUUCUGCCUGUCAACGGGGCAGUAGCAGCAUGCUACAGCAUCCAUUCCCCCUUCAGGGACACGCUAGAGCAUCCGACCCCACUACUGUGCCCCCAUGUUGUCAGCUACAGCUAGGGAUGUCCUCUGUCGACUGUCCACCUACCUGGAAGAACUCGAGGCUGGGGAACUGAAGAAAUUCAAAUUAUACGUGGGCACUGCCGAGGAACUGGGCCAGGACAAGAUCCCCUGGGGACGAAUGGAGAUGGCCGGUCCUCUGGACAUGGCCCAGCUGAUGGUGGCCCACAUGGGGACAAAGGAGGCUUGGCUGCUGGCUCUCAGCACCUUUGAGAGGAUCCACAGGAAGGACCUGUGGGAGCGAGGACAGAGAGAAGACCUGGUGAAGGUCACUCCGAAUAAUGACCCAUGCUCCCUUGAGAGCCAAUCAGCUUGCCUUCUGGAUGUCUCUCCCAGUGCGCUAAGGAAAGAUCCUCAGGCAACCUACAAAGACUAUGUUCGCAGGAAAUUCCGACUAAUGGAAGACCGCAAUGCACGACUAGGAGAAUGUGUCAACUUGAGCCACCGUUACACACGGCCUCUCUUAGUAAAGGAGCAUUCAAAUCCUAUCUGGGCCCAGCAGAAACUCUUGGAUACAGGAUGGGGACACGCCAGGGCCAGGGCCCACCAGGCUAGUCCUAUUCAAAUGGAGACCCUCUUUGAGCCGGACGAAGAGCGCCCUGAGCCACCAGGCACAGUGGUGUUACAAGGGGCAGCAGGAAUGGGGAAGUCCAUGCUGGCCCAGAAAGUGAUGUUGGACUGGGCCGACGGGAGGCUCUUCCAAGACCGGUUCGAUUAUGUCUUCUAUAUCAGCUGCAGGGAGUUGAACAGAAGCCAUGUCCAAUGCAGCGCACGCGACCUCAUGUCCAGCUGCUGGCCGGAGCCUGGCGCACCCCUCCAGGACCUCAUCCGGGCUCCUAACCGCCUCCUAUUCAUCAUUGAUGGCUUUGAUGAGCUUCAUCCUUCUUUCCAUGAUGCUCAGGGUCCCUGGUGCCUGUGUUGGGAGGAGAAACGACCCACAGAACUCCUCCUCGGCAGCCUGAUUCGGAAGUCGAUUCUUCCCCAACUCUCUUUGCUCAUCACCACACGACCCAGUGCCCUGGAGAAGCUACGUGGCUUGCUGGAACACCCCCGGCACGUGGAGAUCCUGGGCUUCUCCGAGGCAGAGAGGAAAGAGUACUUCUACAGGUAUUUCCAUAACACUGGCCAAGCGAACCAAGUGUUCAGCUUCAUGAUGGACAAUGAGCCCCUCUUUACCAUGUGUUUUGUUCCCAUGGUGUCCUGGGUGGUCUGUACCUGCUUCAAGCAGCAGCUGGAAAGUGGGGAGCUUUUAAGACAAACAUAUAGGACCACCACGGCGGUUUACAUGUUCUACCUUCUGAGUCUGAUGCAGCCAAAGCCAGGGACCCCAACAUUCAAGGUCCCAGCCAGUCAGAGAGGCCUGAUCUCGCUGGCUGCAGAGGGCCUCUGGAACCAGAAGAUCCUAUUUGAGGAGCAGGACCUUGGUAAACACAGCCUGGAUGGAGCAGACGUCUCCACCUUCCUCAACGUGAACAUCUUCCAGAAGGACAUCAAGUGCGAGAAAUUCUACAGCUUCAUCCACCUGAGCUUCCAGGAAUUCUUCGCAGCCAUGUACUGUGCCCUGCAUGGCAGGGAUACAGUGAGGAGAGCGCUGGCUGAGUAUGGCUUCUCAGAAAGGAACUUCUUGGCGCUCACCGUCCGCUUCCUGUUCGGUCUCCUCAACGAGGAGAUGAGAUGUUACCUGGAGAAGAAUCUAGGCUGGACCAUCUCACCCCAAGUCAAGGAGGAAGUGUUAGCUUGGAUCGGAGACAAGGCUCGUAGCGAAGGAUCCACCCUGCAGCGAGGCUCCCUGGAACUCCUCAGCUGCCUGUAUGAGGUUCAAGAGGAAGACUUCAUCCAGCGGGCCCUGAGCCACUUCCAAGUGGUUGUGGUCGGCAACAUCGCAACCAAGAUGGAGCACAUUGUAUGCUCAUUUUGCGUGAGGUACUGCAGGAGCGCGGUGGUGCUCCAUUUGUACGGGAGUGCCUACAGUGCAGGCGCAGAGCGGGACCAGCCACAGCCAGAACCUUCCGGAGCACCAUCUGAACACUUACAGGCGGGGAACACACUUCCGGACGUCUACGGUGCAUACCUCUCAGCAGCCGUCUGCACCAAUCCAAACCUGAUCGAGCUGGCCUUGUACCGCAAUGCCUUGGGCAGCCGGGGCGUGCGGCUGCUCUGCCAAGGCCUCAGACAUGCCAACUGCAAGCUUCAGAACCUGAGGCUGAAGCGGUGUCAGAUCGCUGGAUCAGCCUGUCAGGAUCUUGCAGCAGCUCUCAUCGCCAACAGGAAUUUAAUCAGGCUGGACCUCAGUGGCAACAGCAUUGGGGUGCCAGGCCUGGAGCUGCUUUGCAAGGGGCUGCGGCACCCGGGGUGUAGGCUGCAGAUGAUCCAGCUGAGAAAGUGCCAGUUACAGGCUGCAGCUGGUGGACAGAUUGCCUCUGUUCUUUGCAACAACUCACAUCUGGUGGAGCUGGACCUGACUGGAAACCCCCUGGAGGAUUUGGGACUGAAGUUGUUGUGUCAAGGGCUGAGGCACCCGGCCUGCAAGCUGCGCACUUUAUGGCUGAAGAUCUGCCACUUCGGACAGGCUGCCUGUGAAGGUCUAGCCUCCAGCCUCAGCAUGAACCAGACCCUGAUGGAGCUAGACCUGGGCCUGAAUGACCUUGGGGAUCCUGGGGUGCUUCUGCUGUGUGAGGGCCUCAAGCACCCAGAUUGCAAGCUCCAGACCCUCCGGUUGGGCAUUUGCCGGAUGGGCUCAGACUCAUGCGCAGGGAUUGCCCGUGUGCUCCAAGUCAACUCUUGCCUUCGAGAACUGGACCUGAGUUUCAAUGAUGUAGGAGACAGGGGCCUGCGGCUGCUGGGGGAAGGGCUGCAGCACCCAGCCUGCAGACUCCAGAAGCUGUGGUUGGACAGCUGUGGCCUCACAGCUAAAGCAGGUGAGGAGCUUUCUUCCAUCCUGGGAUCCAACCAGACGCUGACUGAGCUUUAUGUGACCAACAAUACUCUGGGGGACACAGGUGUCCGGCUGCUGUGCAGGAGGUUGAGACAUCCAGGCUGCAAACUUCGAGUCCUGUGGCUGUUUGGAAUGGACCUGAACAAAAUGACCCACAGGAGGCUGGCAGCACUUCGACUCACAAAACCAUACUUGGAUAUUGGGUGCUGAGCUGAGCUGGGGCAUCAGAAUGGAGGCCCCCCAGGACCUUUAUUCCCUCAGACAGCUGGGAUCCAGCGGCUGAGAGACAGAACUUUGUGUGUUUAGUUUCUCAGGGUGAUAGUCAUGCCUGUGCUGGAAAUCACUUUGUGUUGUAACCCAUCCUUGUGGGGCUUCAGUUGGAUCCAGCAGACUUGCCUGCUUCCUACUGGAGAGGGUGAAUGUGGAUUGAGAAAGGGCAGGUGAAGACACCUUAAGAAAAAGACAAUGACCAGGAUAAAGUCAGGAGUGCAAUCUACUGGACACCCCAAGUUUGUUCUUCGGCAUUAUAUACCCCAUCCAAAAAGGGGUACAUGGCAAAAGACUUCUUUAUCGUGUGUAAGGAAAAAAAAAAAAAAAAAAAAAAAAACAGACUUUCUACCUUAAUUCUCCAAACAUUUGGCAACCACACCCUAGACUCAACUGCUCCUUAUCUGACCUUGAGGGUCAAGGGUAACCAUACCUCAGACAAAGUCUGCCAUUUAGAGAAGAUAUCCACUACCAAGAUCGAGCAUCCUACAAUAAACCAGCCAGGCCUUAGACCUUUAGGCCUCAUGACUUUAACCUUGGAAGACUCAGGACAGUUUUAAUGCUCUGACCUUAAGCAAAGAUGAAGCAGAGCCAUCUUUAUGGGCCCUGACAACUUUGUACACCAGGCUGUCGUAGAACUCAUUCCAUCCUCCUGCAUUUGCCUCCCAAGUGCUGGGAUUAAGGACCAGCCUCUGCCAGAUGGGUGUAGUCAAGAGGAUUAGGAACUCAAGGUCAUCCUGGGAAUCAGAAACCAGAGGGGGCUCCUGUCUUGGGGCUGGAGGCCCAGAAAGUGCAGGUUGAGGGAAAUGUUUGCUGUGCUUGAGCCAUAAACACUCAAGCUUUCAGGAGCUCUUUGGAUUUGAUGUGAACUCCAUGCAGAUCAUUUUAGCAUGGGGAAUGGCUGGUCAAGAAUUUUAAAGCCAGUAAUAAGAGAACAGGGAGACACAGAAUUUGGCAUACUGGAUUUUUCAGCUGCUCACUGGGCCAAGACUCCCAUCUACUGGCCGCAGUCUGAAACUACAGGUUAAAAAGGGCACUUACUCCACUUACUUGGAGAUGGUGGGGGUUGUUAGAGACAAGGUUUUUGUGUAGCCUUGGCUAACCUGAACUUGCUCUGUAGACCCACAAAUAUUUGUAUACAGUACAAACUUUCCUGAGGCUAUUCAAGAACUAGCAAGCAAUAACCCAUAAUCCUUGCAGAUAUAUGGACGGGUGGCCCACACUUCCCUGGCUAGGUGUCCCAGUCAAUACAUGUUAUUUUCAUCUAUUUUUCUACUUCAUGUGCCAACUAGAACAGAAACACAAAAGAUCCAAAGUGGGCUGGGGCUGUAGGUGCAAGGUUGCAGAGGCCUUAGAUGAAGUAAGACCCAGGAUUGUUUGUAUCUUCUACCCACACAAAUGAGGCUUAAGUGGAAUGGGCUGCACAUCUAGAUCAGCUUCAAGAUACACUGCCUUGCUAGCAUGCAUGAAACCCAGGACUCUCUUCUGUCCUUAGGAGCUAUAUAGACUGCAUGCCAAUGGUUAACUAACGUCAGGGAUGAAAAAAAUGUUUACAAGGACUGUGCAUGGUGGCUAAUGCUUUAUGAGAUGAAGGCAGGUCACUGAAGACCAGGCAGAGAUAAACAGGGAAGCCCAGGCUAAAAGCAAUUGGCAAAGGGAGACAGAUUUGAGGGAAGGCAGGUUUGACUUCCUGUAACUGCAGGAGAGCUUAUCUUAUAGCCAUGCUAGCUCCAGGCAUCAGUAUACUAAUGGUUAAGGGCAGAAACUUGUGAAGGAGCCUGCCACUAAGCACAGGAACCAACAUGUUUGGCAAAUGACCUAUGACAUGGAUAGUAAACAUGCACAGGCAGCACCAAGUUUAAAAAUGUAGCCAAAUAUUGUCACACCGGUAAGAGUUAAAACCCAAGAAGAAGUCAGGUCAACCUGUACCAUCCCUCCACCCCA